AGGUUAAUUCCAGCCUAGUGUUUCCACCAUUUCGAUCUAGAUGAAGCUAUUUCAGGAAAAUCUUAGCGCCAGAUAACUAAUUACUACUCAUUUAACAGUGGAAGCUUCCACACACUAUUCAAAUUGACCCCAUCCUCCUCCUCUUUCUCUCUCUAAAUACACACAAUUUCUCUCUCUCUUCGAAAAUUGCAAACGUCGCUCCGCAUGUUCUAUGCGUGUUUCAAAACACUUGUUUCUUUGAGAGCUCUCGUAGCCGAUCACUCACACAACAAAAAACAGAAUUAAGUUCGCUUUGCUGUAGAUUCGUCAUGUUUUUGAUACUUUUCAUUUUUCACUCAUAUAUAUAAUAACAUACAUACACUUUAUAUAUACCAUAUACAAAUCACAUUGUUGAUGAGGAUUUGAGUUUGUUAUAGAAUUCAACUUAAUUUUUUUUUUUUUUUUUUGGAGUCAUUUCACACACACACACACAAAAUAUAUAUAUAUAUCGAAUAUAACUGCACAUUCCGUCAACUUCUUGUUAAAAUUGGGUAGAUUAAGAUGGCGGCGACGGCUUUGGCCGGCGACGAUCUGGCUCGAUCGGGGAGUACGAGGAGCUGGAGGUCGUCGAGUAUCCGGGACGCGUGGCAGCAGCAGCCGGACGUAUUCAGCCGGAGCGGGAGCCGGGAAGACGAUGAGCAGGAGCUGCGAUGGGCGGCGAUUGAGAGGCUUCCGACGUACGAUCGCCUCCGCAAGGGAGUGUUAAGCCGCGUGCUCGAUGAUGGAAAUGUUGUUCACAAUGAGGUGGAUCUUAAGAAGCUUGAAGACAAAGAUAAGCAGCAUUUAAUGCAGAACAUACUCAAGGUGGUCGAAAAAGAUAACGAGCAGUUUCUCAGAAAAUUGAGGGAACGAAACGACAGGGUUGGGAUUGAGAUUCCGAAGAUUGAAAUUCGGUACGAGCACUUGUCGGUGGAGGGAGAGGUGCAUGUUGGGAGCAGAGCACUUCCCACUCUGUUUAAUGCUAGCAUGAACGCAAUUGAGAGCCUUCUUGGAUUGAUAAAGCUUGCGCCAUCUAAGAAGAGAAAUAUCAAGAUACUUCAAGAUAUCAGUGGAAUAGUAAAACCAACAAGGAUGACACUGCUUUUGGGUCCUCCAGGCGCAGGAAAGACUACAAUGUUAAUGGCACUUGCAGGGAAGCUUGAUCUCGAUCUAAAGGAAACUGGUAAAAUCACUUACUGCGGUCAUGAAAUGAAAGAAUUUAUUCCACAAAGGACAUGUGCUUAUAUUAGUCAACAUGAUCUUCACUAUGGAGAGAUGACGGUGAGAGAGACAUUCGAUUUCUCGGGACGCUGUUUGGGAGUUGGCACAAGAUAUGAAAUGCUAGCGGAACUUGCCAGACGAGAAAAACAAGCAGGGAUCAAACCAGAUCCUGAGAUUGAUGCAUACAUGAAGGCAAUAGCAAUGGCAGGACAAAAAUCCAGUUUGGUUACAGAUUAUAUUCUCAAGUUACUUGGAUUGGAUAUUUGCUCGGAUACUAUAGUUGGUGAUGAAAUGAGAAGGGGCAUAUCUGGUGGACAAAAGAAGCGUGUGACUACGGGAGAGAUGUUGGUUGGACCAGCAAAAGCUCUUUUUAUGGAUGAAAUAUCAACUGGAUUGGACAGCUCUACCACUUUUCAAAUCGUCAUGUACAUGAAGCAAAUGGCUCAUGUUAUGGAUCUAACCAUGAUCAUAUCUCUUCUGCAGCCAGCUCCUGAAACAUAUGAUCUUUUUGAUGACAUUAUCCUACUUGCAGAAGGUCAGAUUGUCUACCAAGGUCCACGUGAGAAUGUCCUUGAAUUCUUUGAGCAUAUGGGUUUCAAAUGUCCCGAAAGGAAAGGAGUUGCUGAUUUUCUCCAAGAAGUAACUUCCAAGAAGGACCAAGAACAAUAUUGGUUCAGGAAGAAUCAACCUUACAGAUUUAUCCCAGUUUCCGAAUUUUCUCAGGCUUUUAACUCGUUCCGUAUAGGCCAGCAGCUUGCAGCAGAUCUUAGUGUUCCUUAUGAUAAAUCCAGAGCCCACCCAGCUGCGUUGGUAAAGGAAAAGUAUGGCAUCUCUAACAAGGAACUAUUUAAGGCGUGCUUUUCGAGAGAGUGGCUGCUGAUGAAGCGCAGCUCUUUUGUAUACAUUUUCAAGACUACCCAGAUUACAAUUAUGGCACUAAUUGCCAUGACAGUGUUCUUCAGGACAGAAAUGCAUCCUGGCUCUUUAGCAGAUGGAGGAAAGUUUUUUGGAGCCCUUUUUUUCAGUCUCAUUAAUGUGAUGUUUAAUGGGAUGGCAGAGCUUGCGAUGACUGUAUUCAGGCUUUCUGUCUUCUUUAAACAGAGGGAUUUCUUGUUCUAUCCACCAUGGGCUUUUGGCUUGCCAAUUUGGCUCCUCAGGAUCCCUAUAUCAUUCAUUGAAUCAGCAAUAUGGAUCAUUUUAACAUAUUACACGAUUGGGUUUGCUCCGGCUGCCAGCAGGUUUUUCCGACAAUUCAUUACAUUCUUUGCUAUCCAUCAAAUGGCUCUGUCCCUCUUUCGCUUCAUUGCUGCUCUUGGAAGAACACUGGUUGUUGCAAACACGUUAGGCACCUUCACCUUGCUAGUGGUUUUUGUGCUUGGAGGAUUCAUUGUUGCCAAAGAUGACAUUAAGCCGUGGAUGAUUUGGGGUUAUUAUGUAUCUCCGAUGAUGUAUGGACAGAAUGCCAUAGUCAUGAAUGAAUUUCUUGAUGAAAGAUGGAGCAUUAAAAAUAUGGACCCACGAAUUAAAGAACCUACUGUUGGUUUAGUCCUUCUCAAGUCAAGAGGCUUCUUUACAAAGGAUUAUUGGUUUUGGAUUUGUGUUGGAGCACUUUUGGCAUUUUCGGUUCUCUUCAACAUUUUAUUUAUUGCAGCACUCACUUUAUUGAAUCCUCUUGGCGAUUCAAAAUCUUUAGUCGUCGAUGAAAAUGAUGGCAAGGUCAAAAAGUCGUCCUCUAGACAAGAUAGAGCAAAUGCAUUUGAAGGUAUUAAUGCGGCAGUUGGGAACGCUUCAAGGGGUAGUGACUCAACUGCUAAUGUUGGAAGAGGAAUGGUUUUGCCCUUCAGACCCCUUUCACUUGCAUUCAACCAUGUGAAUUACUAUGUGGAUAUGCCUCCUGAAAUGAAAAGUGAAGGAAUUGAAGAGACUCGUCUUCAACUGCUACGAGAUGUUAGUGGUGUUUUCAGACCAGGGAUAUUGACAGCACUGGUGGGGGUUAGUGGUGCUGGAAAGACCACGUUGAUGGAUGUGUUAGCUGGAAGAAAGACUGGCGGGUAUAUUGAAGGAAGUAUCAGCAUUUCGGGUUACCCAAAGAACCAAGAAACAUUUGCUCGUGUCAGUGGCUACUGUGAACAGAAUGACAUUCAUUCACCUAAUGUUACUGUUUAUGAAUCUCUUCUAUACUCAGCUUGGCUCCGCCUUCCCUCGGACAUAAAUACAGAAACACGAAAGAUGUUUGUUGAAGAAGUAAUGGAAUUGGUUGAGCUUGAUCCAAUAAGGAAUGCUCUAGUCGGCCUACCAGGAGUAGAUGGUCUUUCAACGGAGCAAAGGAAGAGGCUAACAAUAGCUGUAGAAUUGGUAGCAAAUCCGUCUAUCAUUUUCAUGGAUGAGCCAACAUCUGGCCUUGAUGCUAGAGCUGCCGCCAUUGUUAUGCGAACUGUGAGAAAUACAGUGGAUACAGGGAGAACCGUUGUGUGCACAAUUCACCAACCAAGCAUAGACAUUUUUGAAGCUUUUGAUGAGUUACUUUUAAUGAAGAGAGGAGGGAGAGUCAUUUAUGCAGGACAUCUAGGUCGCAACUCUAACAAGCUUAUAGAAUAUUUUGAAGCUGUACCUGGGGUUCCCAAGAUUAGAGAUGGUUACAAUCCUGCUACAUGGAUGUUGGAGGUUAGUGCUCAGUCGGUCGAGACUCAACUGAAUGUAGAUUUUGCUGACAUCUAUGCCAACUCCUCCCUCUAUGAGAGGAAUCAAGGACUCAUUAAAGAAAAUAGUACUCCGCCACCAGGUUCCAAGGACCUGCACUUCCCAACCAAGUACUCACAGCCGUUUGCCACUCAGUGCAAAGCUUGCUUCUGGAAACAGCAUUGGUCUUAUUGGAGAAACCCAAAAUAUAAUGCCAUUCGUUUUUUCAUGACAAUAGUCAUUGGUUUCAUAUUUGGUAUUAUAUUCAUAAACAAAGGACAGCAGAUAUCCAAACAGCAAGAUCUGAUAAAUCUCUUGGGAGCUACAUAUUCUUCUGUUCUUUUCCUAGGAGCAUGCAAUGCUUCUACAGUGCAGGCUGUUGUUGCUGUUGAGAGAACAGUUUUCUAUCGUGAAAGAGCAGCCGGAAUGUACUCACCGUUGCCUUAUGCAUUUGCUCAGGUGGCCAUAGAGGUUAUCUAUGUUGCGAUUCAAUGCAUAAUCUACUGUAUUCUUCUGUACUCGAUGAUCGGGUAUGAGUGGAAGGUGGACAAAGUCUUAUGGUUCUACUACUUUGUAUUUAUGUCCUUCGUCAUCUUCACAUUGUACGGAAUGAUGGUUGUGGCUAUGACUCCAAACCACCAAAUUGCUGCCAUAUUGAUGUCCUUCUUCCUCAGCUUCUGGAACUUAUUUUCGGGCUUCAUGAUUCCAAGACCGCAAAUUCCAAUAUGGUGGAGGUGGUACUACUGGUGUUCUCCUGUGGCUUGGACAAUCUAUGGGCUUGUUAGUUCUCAAGUAGGUGACAAAGACAUUCCACUGGUGGUACCUGGACAGGAAAAUGUGACUGUAAAAUCAUUCCUGAAAGGCUACAUGGGUUUCGAACAUGACUUCCUUCCGGUUGUUGCUGUGGCCCAUCUCGGCUGGGUUAUUCUCUUCUUCUUCGUCUAUGCGUUUAGCACCAAGUUCUUCAACUUCCAGAAGAGAUAAAGGACUGAACUGGACUGAACUGAAUUGAGUCACUCAGUUUUUAAAUUUAUAUUUAUCAAGGAACCCAAUUCUGUAAUCUAUUUAUCAAGAAAUGAAGGAAACACCAACACUAACCGUUCCCCUUUUCCCUUCUCUAAUUUGCUAAAUCUUGUAUUGACAUGACAUUCUUUAAUGAGAAGAUGAUGCUAUUUUACUGAGUAAAAUUG
Molecule: messenger RNA, 5108 nt
Organism: Cornus florida
Lineage: Eukaryota; Viridiplantae; Streptophyta; Magnoliopsida; Cornales; Cornaceae
Product: pleiotropic drug resistance protein 2-like
Exons: 20
Coding region: 541-4902 (1453 amino acids)
Cellular component (GO): membrane
Molecular function (GO): ATP hydrolysis activity; ABC-type transporter activity; ATP binding
Source: RefSeq, a predicted model, not a curated record